This is a messenger RNA of Lycium ferocissimum, 2049 nucleotides long. Its product is annotated as zinc finger protein 4-like. Bases 1084 to 1818 code for a protein of 244 amino acids. Gene Ontology annotation, biological process: negative regulation of abscisic acid-activated signaling pathway. The record is from RefSeq and is a predicted model, not a curated record. The transcript has 2 exons. NCBI's taxonomy places the organism in Eukaryota, Viridiplantae, Streptophyta, Magnoliopsida, Solanales, Solanaceae.
UAAGUUCAUAAAAAGGAAAAUGUUUCAUUAUCCUAUGCAAUUUUCUUGCCCCUGGAAAUAUAAAAAAAUGGAUGUCUCUUGAUUAUUGGAGUUAUAUACUUUUGUGGAAGUUAGUUAUACUAAGAAUUUCUUUAGCCUUUUUAGCCUUUGUGGAACAAAGAUCUAAUAUCAACAAGAGUUGUGUUUUGUUGUAUCUCUUUCCUCAAUCAGCUUAUCAUGUUUUGAUAAUAUUUUUGAAUUUAGAUAACAAGUCAAAUAUGAUAGAGAUUAGUUUAAACAGAGUGACAUGGACAGUGAGGACUCAUAUAGCUGAUUCCAAAUUGCUUGGAAUUCAGGUGUAGUAGUAGUCAGUUGCGUAACCACAUAAAGUGAAGGGUGGUAUAUAGAAAUAUAUUGUGUAUAUAGGCCAAAAUUUAUUUUUAUACAUAUAUAUAUUAAACCUUGAACACCCUUAGAGAAAUUCUUCACUUUGCCACUGACUAGUAGUUGCUGUUGUAGUAUAAAAUAACUCAUAUUUAGUCAGUAGACUUAAGUUGAUAGAGUUAUGGAUGGUAGAAAAAUAAUUCUUUACUUUGCGACCAACUCUUGUGAAAGUUGGAUUUGUUAAAUACUUAUCUCAGGCUCUCAAUGACUAUGUUAGCUUAUACAUGUUGUUGUUAAGUUGGAUUUGUUAAACACUUAUCUCAGUCUCUCAAUGACUAUGUUAGCUUAUACAUGGUGUUGUAGACCUUUGGAAAGUGAUCCUAAAUUGGUACAUCUUAGUGUUAAGUCUCACUUAUAUGUGUGCGUGUCAUAAUCCCUUGUUCUUUCUUGUUCUUUGUUAUACUAAGAUUUCAUAAUAUUUUGUAUUUUCUGAUGGUUUGAGUUGUACUUCUUGCUGUUUCAUUGAGUUCUAAUAUGUUGCAACUUAAACAACAAAGUGAACAAAAUAGAUAGUUGAUCACAUUUUACUGAGGAAGUGAAGCGAGAUCAAUGCAUUAAAAUUGAAGGCAAAAGAGACAACUGAAUUAUAUGACAAUGUUAAAUUGUUUCAAUUGAUCAUAAGACAGUGUAAGUUCCUAAAUUCCUAAUACUUACCCAAAGAUGCAAACACCAAGAUUCAAUCUUGAAGUUGAGGCCUUGUUUGAAGAUGAUUCUGAUAUUACUAGCCAAGUAGCUUCUAACAUAUGUACCGACGAAACGUUCACCGAUACUUCCAAGAACAGAGUUAUAGAUUUCACUCAGUUAAGUUCAGAACCUGUGUCACUUGACUUGUCUCUUAGCCAGGAUUCGAUAGGCGGUUUUUCAGUAUCAAGCACAAGUGAAAGCAGCAAUGAACUUCCAACUACACAAACUACAGUGUCAGGACCAGGAUUUCAACGAGUUUUUAAUUGCAAUUUCUGUCAAAGAAAAUUCUAUAGUUCACAGGCACUUGGUGGACACCAGAAUGCACAUAAAAGAGAACGAACACUAGCGAAACGUGCUAUGAGAAUGAGCGUUUUCUCAGAAAGGUAUACUAAUUUGGCGUCUUUGCCGUUGCACGGAUCUACAAUAAGGUCUUUAGGGAUCAAAGCCCAUUCUUCACUACACCAGGGGCCGAUGAGGCCACUCGAUUUUAAAACAAGCUCGAGAUUUGAGUAUGGUAAUCGCCAGAGUCCACCAUUGUACAUGGAAAAUGAUGAGGCUGAUCAAUUACUAUGGCCUGGCAGUUUUCGUCAAGUGACAAAUCCCGGUAUCUCUCAUGCUAAUUUUGCUCUUGCUGGAUGUUCAAAUGUCACAUUGACUCCAUAUGUUGAAAAAGAUGAACCAAUUGCACCAGAUCUCACCCUGAGGCUUUGAGAAGUUCAUUUAGUUUUCUUGCUUUAUCUGUACAGUAAAAUAUAUUGUCCUAAGGGUGGAUACUGAGAAAUAGAACUUUUCCAAUGCCACAAUGCUUGCUCAGGCUAGUGUGAUUAGGACAUUAGAAGAUUGUUUUACAAUUUGAAUGUAUUAGUUAUGACUUGUAAUGGUUAUCUGACUUGGUAUUCGCUUCUUAUAAGAUUGCAUUACUUUUAAGUAUCGACGAUAUAA